AUGCCCUUCGGCCGACAACAGGACGUUCGACAAGAUUUGAACGAUCCGCGAAGACACUCGCUCCCGGAUUUGUCCCUUUCUGCUCAAUUGCUCCAAGCUCAGCAGCUCUACGCCGCAGCCCACUCGUCGUCGCUCGCCAUGGACCCAGCCGCUAGCCGCGUAACUGCAAGUCCUUCGGGCGAUCCGCGCGGAGGCUUUGCCCAAUUUCUCGAAGCAAACUCGCCUUAUUCUUCCCUCGGCAGUGACAGUCCGCCGCAACACAGCGGUCUGCCGCAGUACGCGGGGACCCAUGCUCAGCCUCAGCACGGCGCCCUUCCUCAAGCACAGUCGCCGCAUCCUCACGCGCCGAUGAACUCCCAGGCGCUACCUGAAGCAUCGAUCUGGACAUCAAAUCAGAACGAUCCGGCGUCUUUUGCUCGCGCACACGCAACGAUGACCGCCAAUGGCUUGCCCGGCAUCGACUUGCCAACGGGCCCUUCCUCGUCUGCCGGCCUGUUUGCUUCACAGCCCUUUACUUUCACUCCACCCUCCGGCUCCGCCGAGUCCUCUCGUGAUGCCCAGAACUACUAUGCGCAUUACCUGGACGACUCGACGUUCGGCCGCAACGCGGGUCCCGCCGACAACACCUCGAUCCAUCCUUUGAUGCAUUCGAUCAACAGUCACAGCGAUCAGGAAGCGUUGUUCGCCUUCGCUUCGGCCAUGCAGGCCUCUUCCUUGCCCAUCCCCGCCUCGAGCUCCACAGACGCUGACAACAUGACCUCUAGCUCGCCCGAGUCGGAAAGCGCCGAUGCGCAGUCCAGCGACAAGAAAAAGUCGGCGCGUCGCCAGGGCGUCACCUGCGACCAGUGCCGCGCAAAGCACCUUCGCUGUGAUCUCGACGAUCGUCGCAGCGAGGCAGCGCGCAGCGCAUCUCCAGAGACAGCAGAGACGGCGCUUCUCGAAAUGCAGAGGAGUAACAGCACCGGGACAGCGGUGCACCACAUUCGAUGCACCCGUUGUGACGAGAAAGGCUUCGUCUGCACCAAGACCUAUGCCCCUCCUUCGCGCAGAUACCCACGCCCCAGCCGUUCAGGCAAGCGCAUCGAGCAAGCCCGCAUGCUGCACGGCGCCGACGACACCUCCGCCGCUCGACCUACUGUGGAGCGCAUCAAUGCAUCCUCGAUUCUCAUCCGUGCUCUCACCGAGCUCCGCGGAGCCGAAGUGCGCAUCACCGACCGCGUCAUGGCAGGUUCGCUGUCGCUGCAGCUUCUCAACUGCUUCUUUGCUGUCUGCCACAUGCAAGCUCCCGUGAUCGACUUUGGCCACUUUACCAAGACCUUCAACUUGGCCAACGGCGAUCCUCGCAAGAUGUCCAUCAUGUCCAACGGUGGCUCCGAGGCCGAGGGUCUCCCGUCCUGCAUUCCGCAAACCGCCGGCCUUACUUCCACCGUGUGGCCCAACUCCAGGGACAGCAAGAUCAGCACCCCAGGCACCACCGAGACUCUGCUCGCCGUGCUGCAUGCCUGGGCUGCGCACUACACCGACGCGCCCAUCGCGUUUGGUCCCGACUUUAAGGAUCUUGACACAGUGCGACUUCUCGAGGUGGAUGACAACGGCGCCGUCCAGCCCGCCUCGUCGCUAGGCCUCGGACCGGACAGUGCCAAGGCGGGCAUCAAGCGGCCCAAACGCAAGCAGGGAGUUGCUUGCGACACCUGUCGUCUGCGCAGAGUGCGAUGCGACGUCACCGAGAGGCCAGAGGGCAUGGGAUGCAGCCGAUGCGAGGACAAGCGCAUCAAGUGCACUGACACCUACAUCCAGACCAAGCGCGCCAAGCUGGCUGCCAAAGGAGGCAAGGCAAGCAAGGCUGACGAUCCGGCCGAAGACGCUCCUCCCUCCGCCGAUGCUUCUGCGGGCGACGCGAACCGGAUCAGCCCGCGCUCGUGGAUCACGGCGCGCAGCGAAGGUCUGAAGCGACUCUACCGACCGGGCGACGUCGAGCACAACCUGCGUCGCGGCAAGGCGCGCAAGCCGUUCUGCCAUGCUCUGCUCAACCACGCGCUCUCGCUGGUGCACAAGUACGACAUUGUCAAGAAGCCCAGCGUCGAAGGAGUCCAAAUCCUGUGCCUCAUCGCACCUCUGCUCGACAAUGUCGACGGUGUCCAGGCCCACUUCUUUGCAGACACCGCUUGCGACCAUGCCGAGAAGCUGGGCAUGACGACCAAGCUGGUGGUCGACGAGACCGACCGCCAUGCAGUCGAGCACAUGCUCAGCACGAUGCAGUCGCACCGCAUCUUCCUCACCACCUGGUGUCGAGACUCGAUCACCUCGGGACUCAACCGUCGCAAGGCGUUCCUGAAGACGGACCGGGCGAUCGAGGUGGUUGGCCAGGCGUCGUUCCGCGGCACUGCGGUGCCCGUCGAAAACUCGCGCAAGGGCGAGGUGGUGCUCUCUGGCGAGAUGGGUCUUACCUUUGUCAUCAUGACCAUGGUGCAGAUCGGCGCUCUGUCGCGGUUCAUGGCGACGCACAUUGAUCCGUCGGAUGGCUUCAAGCCGUCGAUCCCCUCGUGGCAGCGUCCCGCCGGCUCUUCCAUGGCACCCGUGCCGCGCUCGGCGCGCUUUGCGGCAAGACCGUCGCUGGCGGAGCUGCGCAAGCUGGAACGCGCAUGUACUGCCGUGUGGAACAGCCUCGACUCGCUCAUGCUCUUCUUUGACCGCUGUGCGUCCAAGGCGUGGUCGACGAUGGACAACCUGCAGCCGUUCCGUCCAUUGGGAUGGGUGGUGAGCACCAAGCUCUGCGGCUCGCUGCUGUACCUUGCGCUCUUCCGCGCGCUGGGUGAGCGCCACCGCGCCAACGCCGCGUUCAUGGCGACGCUCAGCCACUCGCUUGGCGGCCAGAGCGCGGUGUCGGAAGAAGACAAGACAGUGGCCGCCUCGCUCAAGGCGCUGUUCGACAAGAGCAUGCAGCGAGCCAUCGUGUCGUGCCGCAAGACGGCGCGUCUGGUGCGCAUCCUUCUGCCUCUGGGCAUCUUGCAGACCGGUGGGCCGUUGAUGACGCAGCUUUUCCCCGUCGCCCAGUUCCUCGCCAAGAUCCCGAGCGUCUCGGACGAGCAGGUGGCGAGCAGGAUGAAUGGGCGCUCGCAUUCGGCGGACGCAUCGAGCUCGGACGCUUCGCCGUCGACGUUUGUCGAUCCACAGGCGCUGCAAAGGCAGGACUCUGAAGAUUCCUCUGCCGAGCGCCCGAGGUCCGCACAAGGCGCCCAGCCAGGCACAACGCCUCGCGCGUCGCCGCAGGGCUCGAGUCCCAGCUCGCACGUCGAGGUGCUUCGUCAGCUGGAAGAGAUGCACCAGAUCAACCUCGGCCCUUACACGCACAGCUCCAAGAAGAUCGAGGUCGACGCACUCGUCGAAGGCCUCUCGCAGCUGGGCUAUGCGUGGGACACCAUGGACCGCGAAAUCGCCGUCAUCCAGGACUUGCUCCGCUCCGCCAACAUCAAUUGA
Moesziomyces antarcticus is the source of this 3477-nucleotide messenger RNA. RefSeq lists its product as uncharacterized. Bases 1 to 3477 code for a protein of 1158 amino acids. The record is from RefSeq and is a predicted model, not a curated record. Gene Ontology annotation, cellular component: nucleus. The transcript has a single exon. Gene Ontology annotation, molecular function: zinc ion binding; DNA-binding transcription factor activity, RNA polymerase II-specific. Lineage: Eukaryota; Fungi; Basidiomycota; Ustilaginomycetes; Ustilaginales; Ustilaginaceae.